Phytophthora nicotianae INRA-310 is the source of this 1942-nucleotide messenger RNA. RefSeq lists its product as hypothetical. Bases 56 to 1855 code for a protein of 599 amino acids. Gene Ontology annotation, molecular function: antiporter activity; xenobiotic transmembrane transporter activity. The transcript has a single exon. The record is from RefSeq and is a predicted model, not a curated record. Gene Ontology annotation, biological process: xenobiotic detoxification by transmembrane export across the plasma membrane. Lineage: Eukaryota; Oomycota; Peronosporomycetes; Peronosporales; Peronosporaceae. Gene Ontology annotation, cellular component: membrane.
CAAAAAAAUAGACAGACUGGUGGCUUCAAUUCGCUAGUGGCGACUUUCGCUUACCAUGACUUCGUCUACAGACCCUAGCGCACCGGGAGACGCGCAGAGACUGUCACUGGACACGCCCCCGUCGAGCCACGCGGUGCAUAUCGACCACUACUCGCUCGACGAUGACACCGUCGGCUGGCAAUCCAAGCCAGUGGUUGACUCGGAUGAAACUCGCCUGCUGGCCGAUACAGAUGCAACUCAAACAGAAGAAGAUACCGUGCCCACCUUCCACGAGGAAGCGUGGGCCAUCUGGAGCAUGGGCUGGCAAGUGAGCGUCACGACCUUCUGUCGUAUUUCCUUGUCAACCAUUUCAACUAUGUUCCUAGGCAGAUUGGGCUCGCGCGAGCUGGCGGCCAGCGCCUUGGCCAACGUGUGGACGGGUGGUGUGCAGAUCCUCAUCUUCGGCUUCGCUGUCUCCGUGUGUACGCUCUGCGGCCAGGCAUACGGGGCCAAGAACUACCGCCUCGUGGGCGUGUGGUUGCAAUUGGCAUUGCUCUUCCUCUUUAUGCUGUCGGUUCCGGUUAUGGUCUCUUUCUUCUACGUGGACCGGAUUCUAAGCGUCGUAACGGAUGACCAUGAGAUUCUGGAACUGGCCGAUACGUACGCGAGGCUCUUAGCACCAAGUGUGCUUCCUCAAGCGAUCUACUGUGCUUUGAGGCAGUAUCUUCAGGCACAGGAGAUCGUCAGGCCAGCCACGAUCAUCAGUAUUGCCAGCGUCGCUGUAUCGCUAGGCUCGAAUUACUUUUUCAUUUACGGCUGCGGAUCGAUCCCAGGACUUGGAUUCAUUGGAGCACCGAUCGCUCAGAGCGUGUCGUCUAUUUUCCAGCCCACAGCUCUCGUGAUCUACGCGUUCUGGUACAAAGGUUACCACAAGAAGACGUGGUUCGGCUGGGAUCUCCGCGCCUGCUUACAAUGGGAACGCAUGCGCGCUUUUGCGUUCCUAUCCGCUGGCAUGACGAUGAAUCUCGCAUUGGACGAGUGGGUGUAUAACGUGAUCUCAGCUCUUGCAGGAUCGCUCGGUGCGUGGAACUUGGCGGCUAAUAGUAUUCUAUUCAACUUAUGGGGGCUUAUCUUCGGCAUUUAUUGGGGUUUCGGCUUGCCUACGCAAGUCCGCGUCGCCAACUUCCUUGGAGCGAACCGCCCUGUGGCUGCGAAACGCACUCUACACGUUGGUUUUGUGCUUGGUGGACUGACGGCCUUCGUGUCGGCGCUGCUUGUGUAUGCUUUCCGUGAUCAUCUUGCGGGAUUUUUCACUCACGACCCCACAGUGGUCGCUGCGAUCACUAGCACCAUGCCUAUCUUCUGUACUGCAGUGUUUGUCUCCGGUCUGCACGUUAUCAUGUCGGCAGUUGUGGAGGCCAUGUCGCUCGCUACGACUUUGGUAACCAUCACGACGAUCGGAUCGUGGGUUGUUAUGCUACCGGCCUCGUACCUCAUGGGUCUUCAAUGGAAUGGUGGACUUCACGGACUUUGGUGGGGUAGUCUAGUAGGAGAGACGGUCAAGUUUAGCUUGAUGGCGCUGGCUCUGUGGCACAUUGACUGGCGGGAGAUGGCACAUCGUGCUGUGAUCCAGUCGGAGGGCGACGUUCUGACUGAAGAGGAGCUGGAAGAAGACAUCCGAUUGCGGUCCGAACUCGUGCUGCCGUCGACACCCACGAUGGCCGGCACCACACCCGUGCUUGCUAUCCUUUCGACGCCGCAGCGUGUUCACCACCAUCACCAGACUGCAAAUGAAGCAGCUGGCAAGCGGAAUACAAUGCACAGCAAUUCGUACGGCUCGGUGAACGCGCUUCACAACUUCAAUCGUGAGCAGUAGAUAUGCUACUCACAAAGUGAGCCUGGGAGAGAUUGAUGAGUUUUAUAAAAUCAAUGAAUGGUUUAACUAGUUUCAUUUGUGGAUAUG